Cricetulus griseus (Chinese hamster) is the source of this 1389-nucleotide messenger RNA. NCBI's taxonomy places the organism in Eukaryota, Metazoa, Chordata, Mammalia, Rodentia, Cricetidae. The record is from RefSeq and is a predicted model, not a curated record.
GCCGGCCAGCACCAUGCCCCGCAUAGAUGCGGAUCUUAAACUCGACUUCAAGGAUGUUCUGCUGCGACCUAAGCGGAGCAGCCUCAAAAGCCGAGCCGAGGUGGAUCUCGAGCGAACCUUUACAUUUCGAAACUCAAAGCAGACCUACUCAGGGAUUCCCAUCAUUGUAGCCAACAUGGACACUGUGGGGACAUUUGAGAUGGCUGCGGUAAUGUCACAGCACGCCAUGUUUACAGCCGUUCACAAGCAUUACUCCUUGGAUGACUGGAAACGUUUUGCGGAAAACCACCCUGAGUGCCUGCAGCAUGUAGCCGUGAGUUCGGGCAGUGGGCAGAAUGAUCUGGAGAAGAUGAGCCACAUCUUGGAAGCCGUGCCACAGGUGAAGUUCAUCUGCCUGGAUGUGGCCAAUGGGUAUUCGGAACAUUUUGUGGAAUUCGUGAAACUGGUCCGAUCCAAAUUUCCUGAACACACCAUCAUGGCAGGAAAUGUGGUGACAGGAGAGAUGGUGGAAGAGCUCAUCCUCUCUGGAGCAGAUAUCAUCAAAGUGGGAGUUGGACCAGGUUCUGUGUGUACCACCCGAACCAAGACAGGAGUGGGCUACCCGCAGCUGAGUGCCGUAAUAGAGUGUGCUGACUCUGCCCAUGGCCUCAAGGGGCACAUCAUCUCUGAUGGAGGCUGUACAUGUCCAGGAGAUGUCGCCAAAGCCUUUGGAGCCGGUGCAGACUUCGUCAUGCUGGGAGGCAUGUUCUCAGGCCACACUGAGUGUGCAGGGGAGGUGAUCGAACGGAACGGACAGAAGCUGAAACUCUUCUAUGGCAUGAGCUCGGACACAGCCAUGAAGAAACACUCGGGAGGAGUCGCCGAGUACAGGGCCUCUGAGGGCAAGACUGUGGAAGUGCCUUACAAAGGGGAUGUGGAGAACACAAUUCUGGAUAUCCUGGGAGGACUUCGGUCUACCUGUACCUACGUAGGGGCUGCCAAGCUCAAAGAGCUCAGCAGGAGAGCAACAUUCAUCCGGGUGACCCAACAGCACAACACAGUGUUUGGUUAGCCUGGGGAUGCCGAGGUGCUGAGCUGAGUGGAAACCACCUCUCGCCGCGCUUUUCCCAUCCGUCCCCUUCUUGUCUGUCCCAGCAGGAUGGCUGCUCUGCAUGGUGGAACACUGCCACCGACACUGACAUUGAGUCCUUGUCCUGACCUUGCACCCAGAGGCCUUGGGGCUUGCCCUGGUGCCUGUGUAGAGCCCAGAAGCAGGGUGCUCGUGGGGCCCUGGGUCAGCACCUAGAACUCAUUGCCUCCUUGUUUCAACCAACCCUUGCACCCUUUCCUUCCACCGUUUUCUUUCUGAAGGACGAUGGUUUCACUUUUAAUAGAAUGCUAUGAUCUUGA